AUGGCUACGACUACGAUUUGGUUUCUAUCACUUCUCUUUCUCCCCAGUUUUCUUCUCGCCCUCUUCAAACACAAGAACCGGCGGCGGCAACAUCAACGGAAACCACCAUCUCCUCCUGGCUUUCCGAUCAUCGGAAAUUUGCACCAGCUUGGCGAAUUACCACAUCAGUCUCUAUGCAGACUCUCCAAAAAGUAUGGUCCAGUUAUGUUUUUGAAGCUUGGUACAGUCCCAACUGUCGUUGUUUCUUCCUCUGAAACAGCAAAACAAGCUCUGAAAGUAUAUGACCUCCAUUGUUGUAGCCGUCCUCCAUUGGCAGGGACGAGAGACCUCUCUUACAAUUAUCUGGACAUCGCUUUCUCUCCUUUUGAUGAUUACUGGAAAGAGUUGAGGAAGAUGUGUGUGCAAGAACUCUUCAGUGCUAAACGAGUUCACUUAAUUCAACCCAUCAAGGACGAAGAAGUCAAGAGACUGAUCGAUUCAGUCUCGGAAUCAGCUUCUCACAAAACGCCGGUUAACUUGAGUGAGAAGUUUCUUGAUUUAACUGUAAGCGUGAUAUGCAAGGCAGCUUUUGGUUUGAGUUUCCAUGGAACUGUUCUCAACACUGACAGAUUCGACAAGUUAAUCCGUGAGGCUUUCUUGUUCUUGGGGAGCUUCUCUGCCUCAGAUUUCUUUCCAAAUGGUGGUAGGGUCAUCGACAGGCUCACGGGUUUACAAGGGCGGAGAGAGAGAAGCGUGAGAGAUCUCGAUGCGUUCUAUGAGCAAAUGUUUGAUCUGCAUAAACAAGGAAACAAAGAAGGAGUUGAAGAUUUCGUGGACUUGCUCUUGAGGUUGGAGAAAGAAGAAACUGUUCUUGGAUAUGGCAAGCUCACAAGAAACCAUAUCAAAGCAAUCUUGAUGAACGUUCUUCUUGGAGCCAUCAAUACUUCUGCAAUAACAAUGACAUGGGCAAUGGCAGAGCUUAUGAGAAACCCUAGAGCAAUGAAGAAAGUUCAAUCUGAAAUCAGAAACCAAAUCGGUAGAAAGUCAACGAUCAGCUUGGAUGAUAUGGAACAGCUCCAAUACCUGAAAAUGGUGGUCAAAGAAACAUGGAGACUACAUCCUCCAGCACCUCUUCUUGUUCCAAGAGAAGUGAUGUCUGAAUUUGAGAUCAAUGGCUACAAGAUUCAACCCAAGACAAUGCUUUACGUGAAUGCAUGGGCUAUCGGGCGUGAUCCUGAUACAUGGAAAGACCCUGAGGUGUUUCUCCCAGAGAGGUUUAUGGAUAAUGACAUUGAUGCAAAAGGACAGAACUUUGAGCUGUUGCCAUUUGGAAGUGGCAGAAGACUCUGUCCUGGAAUGUACAUGGGGACAACGAUGGUGGAGUUUGGUCUAGCUAACAUGUUGUCUCAAUUUGACUGGAAAUUACCAGAAGGCAUGAACGUCGAAGAUAUCGACAUGCAAGAAUCUCCUGGACUCACUGUGGGCAAAAAAGUCGAUCUUUCACUUGUUCCUGUGAAGUAUUGA
Microthlaspi erraticum is the source of this 1503-nucleotide messenger RNA. Lineage: Eukaryota; Viridiplantae; Streptophyta; Magnoliopsida; Brassicales; Brassicaceae. The record is from the annotation of a GenBank genome assembly.